CUUGCCGGCACAGUCACCGCCAGGUCGGGGAGCCGGCGCGGGGACAGGGGCGCGGGCACACCCUCCGAGCCCCACCGCCGCCACCCCGCUUGGGUGCCCGGGCCGCGGCCGGUCGCCCCGCGCACACACGCCCCCAAAGACAUUUCCGCGGGGCGCGCGGCGCUGAGCCCGGGCCGGCGCGCGUCCGCGGGGAGAGGUCUGCCUCCGGGACACCCGGCCGGGGCGGCGGCGCCCGCCCCGCUCCUCCCGCCGCGCCCGCUCCUCCUCCUCCCCGCCGCGUGGAUGCCAAGUACCCGUUUUCCAGUCCCUUCCAAGUUUCCGCUCGGCCCUCCGGCUGCAGUCUGCGGGAGCGGAGAAACUUUGGGGCCCGCGCCGCCCGCCCGCGGCACCAUGAAGUCUGCGGAGGAAGAGCACUGUGGCUAUGCACCCAGCGUCGCUCCCGGGCUGCCUCUCAGCACCGCACACCCCUCACUGCCGGCUCCGUGCCUCGACCUGCAGUCCUCGGCCCCAGGCAUCUCUGCUAUGGCGGCAGCCAGUCACCCCCCGGGGUACGGAGGCACUGUGGAUGGCGGCUACUUCCUCCCAUCUGGCCACAGCAGGCCCAGCGGAGCGCCUGCCCUGGAGAGCCCCCGCAUUGAGAUCACCUCGUACCUGGGGCUGCAGCACAGCCCUGGCCCCUUCCUGCAUGACGUGGAUGUGGAGGACGCUCUGCCCAGCUCCAGGCGGCCCCCGUCCACUGCCACCUUGACGCUGCCCCCCCUGGAGGCCUACCGCGACCCCUCGUGCCUGAGCCCAGCCAGCAGCCUGUCCUCGCGCAGCUGCAACUCCGAAGCCUCGUCCUACGAGUCCGGCUUCUCCUACCCGUACGCGUCCCCGCAGACCUCCCCAUGGCAGUCCCCCUGUGUGUCCCCCAGGACCACGGACCCAGAGGAGGGCUUUCCCCGGGGCCUGGGUGCCUGCAGCCUGCUUGGGUCCCCGAGGCACUCACCCUCCACGUCGCCCCGAACCAGCAUCACAGAGGAGAGCUGGCUGGGGGCCCGUGCCUCCCGGCCCUCGUCCCCCUGCAACAAGAGGAAGCAUGGCCUCAAUGGCCGGCAGCCGCCCGGCUCCCCCCACCCCUCGCCCACACCGUCCCCUCACGGCUCACCACGGGUCAGUGUCACUGACGACACCUGGCUGGGCAACACCACGCAGUAUACCAGCUCAGCCAUCGUGGCCGCCAUCAACGCGCUGAGCACAGACAGCAGCCUGGACCUGGGCGACGGCGUCCCUAUCAAGGCCCGCAAGACCGCCCUGGACCACUCGCCCUCGGUGGCCCUCAAGGUGGAGCCGACCAGCGAGGACCUGGGGGCUACGCCACCCUCGCCUGACUUCCUGCCCGAGGAGUUCCCGUCCUUUCAGCAGGUCCGCAAGGGUGCCUUCUGCGACCAGUACCUGUCGGUGCCCCAGCACCCAUACCAGUGGGCCAGGCCCAGGUCCCCGACAUCCUAUGCCAGCCCCUCGCUGCCGGCCCUCGACUGGCAGCUGCCAUCGCACUCGGGACCCUACGAGCUGAGGAUUGAAGUGCAGCCCAAGUCCCACCACAGAGCCCACUACGAGACAGAGGGGAGCCGCGGGGCCGUGAAGGCGUCGGCCGGAGGACACCCCAGCGUGCAGCUGCAUGGCUACUUGGAGGCCGAGCCGCUCACGCUGCAGCUGUUCAUCGGGACAGCGGACGACCGCCUGCUGAGACCUCACGCCUUCUACCAGGUCCACCGGAUCACGGGGAAGACUGUGUCCACCACCAGUCACGAAGCUAUCCUGUCCAACACCAAAGUCCUGGAAAUUCCACUCCUGCCGGAAAAUAACAUGCGAGCAAUCAUCGACUGUGCCGGGAUCCUGAAGCUGCGGAACUCAGACAUCGAGCUGCGCAAGGGGGAGACGGACAUCGGGAGGAAGAACACGCGCGUGCGGCUGGUGUUCAGAGUGCACAUCCCGCAGCCCGGCGGCCGCGUGCUGUCGCUCCAGGCGGCCUCGAACCCCAUCGAGUGCUCCCAGCGGUCAGCCCAGGAGCUGCCCCUUGUGGAGAAGCAGAGCGCAGCCAGCUGCCCCGUCCUCGGCGGGAAGAAGAUGGUCCUGUCUGGCCACAACUUCCUGCAGGACUCCAAGGUCAUUUUUGUGGAGAAAGCGCCAGACGGUCACCACAUCUGGGAGAUGGAGGCAAAAACCGACCGUGACCUGUGCAAGCCAAACUCGCUGGUGGUGGAGAUCCCGCCUUUUCGCAACCAGAGAAUAACCAGCCCCGUCCAAGUCAGUUUCUACGUCUGCAACGGGAAGAGGAAGAGAAGCCAGUACCAGCACUUCACCUACCUUCCUGCCAACGUUCCAAUCAUAAAGACGGAGCCCACAGAUGAGUUUGAACCUGCCCUGACCUGUGGACCGGCCAGCCAGGGCCUCAGCCCACUCGUGAAGCCACGCUACAGCCAGCAGCUGGCCGUGCCACCUGCCCCGGGCUCCUGCCUGGUGGCCGGCUUCCCACCCUGUCCACAGAGAAGCACCGUGAUGUCCCCACUGCCCUGUGCCAGCCCGGAGCUCCACGACCUCUCCUCUGCUGCCUACAGCAAGGACCUGGCCAGCCCAGGCUGUGGCCACCUCGGACUUCAGCGGCCAACCGGAGGGAUCCUCACAGCUCAGGAGGCGCCGAGACCUGUGGGCGUGCACCCUGGCUCCCCCCAGCAGCCGCCCCCUGCCCUUCUGCAGCCACAGGUGAGUCCCCAGCCGAGCAGCAGUGUGGGCCGCCGGCCGGCGCUCUCUCCCGACAGCCCCCCUCCAACACCACCUGGUGCCCAGGAGCUGACCUGCUUGCAGUCUUGCAGCCCGGCCCGUCCGUCCGUGCUGGGCCGCCCGCAGCAGCAAGUGCCGGAGGUCUCAAGGAGCGAGUCUGCAGCUGCCCGGCCACUGCCGCUGCCCGAGGUGCGUGAGGACAGUACUCAUAGCCUGGCCCCCAUGCCCGUAAUGGUCAAGCGAGAGCCUCAAGACUUGGACCAGCUGUACCUGGACGACGUAAAUGAAAUAAUAAGAAACGACCUCUCCAGCACCAGCAUCCAUUCAUAGUUGGUGACGUUGGAACUCACUCAGAGGCUGCGUGGUGUCAAUCCACAGGCAGCUGUCGAGCUUCCCUGCAAAGACUCCGACAAGGUGAACUGGGCUCAGCCCUGCACCCUGAGAAUGCCCACACCCUGAGGACCCACGUCAGAAGUGGCUCCAGCGGGAAGGAAGGACCCCCCAACCCGUCGCCGAGGAAGAGGCAUCUCCAGGGGCAGAUGGAAGGUGGCAGGGUGGGAUGGGGCAGGAGGUGACCUCAGGGCAGUGGCCCACGUGGCGGCUGGGCCCCUUGGGCACCCCUGGAUUCCAGAACUGGAAGUGCCUUACUUAAGCAGCGCCCACCUCAGGACAGCGCGGAAUUGAGCACCGAGCUUGCUACCGGGGGAGUGUUCACAGGAGCAACGACUAUAAAAACAUUUCAUUGUGAGACUUUAUCCUUCAUACAAACUGGGAGAAUGCUGGCAAGCUCGGCGUUGCAGGAAAACCUAAUGCGUGGGUUCUGUCUACUUCUUCACCUUUUCCUGGGCUGUGACAUACAAUUCUGCUGCCUUAUUCGGAGUGUUUUGAGAUCUUCCAGUUUGUCAUCUCAGCUCUUUCCCAAUCUCCUCCCCCUGCUGUGUUACUGAAACCGUAGGAUUGUCAAUCGUGGCAUGGUGGGAUUGCUAGGAUAUUGUUUUUAAUCUGGCUUCCAAAUUGGCACAAGUAGGGUGACUAGCACAAGGUAGGUUACUGGAUGAAAGAAAUCUCUGUCCCAGGACAGACCCCGCACUUGCAUGUCUGUACAUAGGUAGGCCUGUGUGUGUCUGUCCACCAGCACAGCAGUGGGACCGUCCUGUCUGCCCAGCAAGGGCCUCCACAGUAACAAUAACAGGGUCUGUUUUGGAAAAUGCAUCCAAGACUCCAAAGCUGGCUUCUCAGCCACUGCCACGGGGACCGAUCUGCCCUGGAGGGCUGUGUGUUCUCGGCCCUACAGUUAACAGAGCACUUUAGGAAGCCAGGAGAGGGGGUGCAAAUACCUGUGUGCCACCAAAUGGCAGGAUUGGAAAGUGACUGUAAGUAAUGCGACAGGACUGUAAUAUACUGGUUCAGCUGUAAGAUCGGUUCACAGAAGCCUUAGAACUCGCUUCGUCCAAGAAAACGAUUACCAAAAAGAAUGUUUUGAUAUGCAGCAACUAUAGAGUGUUUUCGGAUUAGUUACUAUUAGCAGGUAGGUUAGUGUGAGCUUUUCUCCUGCAUUUUGUACAAAGAACAACUUGUUACGCGUUAUUACUCGCAGUGACCUAUUGUUCCACAUAACCAGAAAGCAUGGUUUACUCACAACCUGUCUAAGCUGGUCAUGGUGCCUUAGGAGUCCGUGCCCCCUCGUGGAGCAGGCCUGAACUGCGCCUGCACGGCUGUCUGGGACGCAAGGCGGGCAGCAGUGCCACGUGGUGAAGCUCCCCCACAGAAACAGUUCUUUCCGAAAUGCUCUUCUGUAUGAUUAUGUCUUCUUAAAAAAUUCACGGGAAGAACCAACUGUGUAAGCCACAUCUGCAGCCUUUGCACAUGACUGAAGAGUGAGAGCUCGUGGCUGCGCAUGGCCUGUAGGGCCAGAGCCUGCCCAGCGCUCAGCCACGGAGCCGCAUGGUGUGCUCCCGAGGGGACUGUCACAUGGAGAGCAGACCUGCCCCUUGGGUCAGUGUCUCUGUAGUUAGGAAAGAGCCAAUAAAGCGGUAUUUUUUUUUUUUUGCUGGA
Messenger RNA from Manis javanica (Malayan pangolin), 4818 nucleotides. It is a transcript of the gene NFATC1, whose product is annotated as nuclear factor of activated T cells 1. Lineage: Eukaryota; Metazoa; Chordata; Mammalia; Pholidota; Manidae. The record is from RefSeq and is a predicted model, not a curated record. Gene Ontology annotation, cellular component: transcription regulator complex. Gene Ontology annotation, molecular function: DNA-binding transcription factor activity, RNA polymerase II-specific; transcription factor binding; RNA polymerase II cis-regulatory region sequence-specific DNA binding. Gene Ontology annotation, biological process: cytokine production; regulation of transcription by RNA polymerase II; calcineurin-NFAT signaling cascade.